This is a messenger RNA of Trematomus bernacchii (emerald rockcod), 1538 nucleotides long. RefSeq names its product neurogenic differentiation factor 2-like. Gene Ontology annotation, molecular function: protein dimerization activity. The coding region runs from base 191 to 1270 and encodes 359 amino acids. Lineage: Eukaryota; Metazoa; Chordata; Actinopteri; Perciformes; Nototheniidae. The record is from RefSeq and is a predicted model, not a curated record. The transcript is spliced from 2 exons.
GUUAGGGCUGGGGAUAGCAGCAGCAGCAGCAGACAGAGAGGAGAGAGAGGUGUGAGAGCAGAACACAGCGCCUCUUCUGCACAAGCAUCCGUGCAGGGCGUGUGGAUGUGAUGCCCACCCGGAGAGACAUGGUGUAAACAAACCCGCUUUGCCCCGUCACUGAGCUCCACCACGGAGGUUGCUUGCCACGAUGUUGAGCCGUCUGUUCAGUGAGGUCCUGCCGGACGUCCAGAGGCUCGCGGCGGACUGGGCGGAGGGCACUGAAAACGAGGACAGCAAGGACAAGGUCGGAAAGCACGAGGCCUGUGACCUCGAUGAUGACGACCUGGACGACCCGCUGGAGGGGAGCAGCCGAGCCGAGUCUGAGAUGGCCGGCGACGACGAUGAUGAUGAUGAGGAUGAUGAUGAAGAGGCCGAGGAAGAGGGCGACGAUGAGAACAGUGAAGGCAAACCCAAGAAGCGCGGCCCAAAGAAACGUAAGAUGACGCCGGCGCGCGCGGAGCGCUCCAAGGUGCGCCGAAUGAAGGCAAAUACGCGGGAGCGUACGCGCAUGCACGAUUUGAAUUCUGCGCUGGACAGUCUGCGCAAAGUGGUGCCAUGCUACUCCAAAACACAAAAACUGUCCAAGAUAGAGACUCUGAGGCUGGCCAAGAAUUAUAUUUUAGCCCUGGGGGAGAUUUUACGCAACGGGAAACGGCCAGAUGUGGUGGCCUACGUGCAGAUGUUGUGCAAAGGCCUGUCCCAGCCCACUACCAACCUGGUGGCAGGCUGUCUGCAGCUCAACACCAGAAACUUCCUGACUGAGCCGUGUGCAGAGGGAGCCCGCUUCCACGUGCCCAGCUCUCCUUUCUCCGUGAAUCCCUACUCCUACCGGUGUUCCCGCAUCUCCAGCCCGCAUUACCAGGCCGGGGGUGCAGCGCUUAACGUGCGGGGCCAUUCCUACGGCUCCGGGUACGAGGCCGUGUACCCCCCAGGUGGGACGUCCCCUGAGUACAACAGCCCGGACUACGAGGCCCCGCACAGCCCGCCCGUCUGCAUAAACGGUGGCCUGAGACAGCAGGAGGCUCCAGAGGCAGACAGGAACUAUCAUUACUCUAUGCAUUACUCCGGACUGACCACGUCUCGGCCCAGCCACAGCAUACCAUAUGGGCCCUCGGGAGCGCGCAGUGGCGGUGCGCACUCAGAAAACAUUCCACCUUUUCACGACGUGCACCUGCACCAUGACAGGGCGCCCCCGUAUGAGGAUCUCAAUGCUUUUUUCCAUAACUGAGUCCUCCUCACAAUCAGACAUUGAAAUGACAAUCCUAACGUGUAAUAUUGUUUGGGAAGCAGGAGAAGAGAGAUUGAAGUGGCAAAAAAGAUUCCUCCGAUUACCUUCUGUAUUCUACUGAUGUCAUCCCUAUACUGUUGUACAUCCCAUCAGUGUGUCCAGUAAUAUCCUGUAUGCAGAAUGAGUGCAAUUGACAUAAAAGAUGUAUAGGCCUAAACAUGUUAUGACACAAACAACAGAAAUAAAAAAAAAAAGUUUUAUAACUGUC